This is a messenger RNA of Coregonus sp. 'balchen', 5881 nucleotides long. Lineage: Eukaryota; Metazoa; Chordata; Actinopteri; Salmoniformes; Salmonidae. The record is from the annotation of a GenBank genome assembly.
AUGUUUGUGGUACCUUAUGAUGCCUGUCACGUCAAGCAAGAAGAGGUAAAGUAGCUCUCCCCUGCUAAAAAGUAACUCAAUGGCCAUAGUCACACUCCAUUCUCCAAACUUGUCAGACUGGCAGGUUAAAACUGUUCUGUGACUGUCAUUCUGUCAACAUAAAAGCUUUUAAAAUUGUUAAUCACACACCAUUAUUCACUCCUUUCCUGUGGCCUGCGGUGCUGCUGACAGGAUGGUAGUUAUGUGUUGCCUCUGGUCUGGAGAGGGACCCCUGUGAAGAUGUCCUGCCCAGUGUCCCAGGCUCAGGCCCUGGCCCCCUCCUCCCUCUGCUGCUCGUCUCAGGGAAUGACUGUCAGAUUGCAAGGACAUGGAGCCAAAGAGGAGCUCAGAGUCAAGGGUAAGUGUGGAGUUACAUUGUAUAAUGUAUCACAAUUGUACAUAGCCUGCACACUAUGGCUGCUGAACAGACAGAUUUAGAGGCAUAAUUUGGACUGAAUCCAAUGUUUCUAUAACUAUAUUUCUGCUGCUAUCAUGAGUUUGCGGGGUUACUGUCAGGUCUGUAUGUGAGAUGUGUUGGUUUCCCCCUGCAGUGAGAGGUGGAUGGAUGCCACUGCUUUCGCUGGCCCUGCAGUGUGGCUACAUUAUGGACAGGCAACAUGGAGAGCUGCUCAUAUCUGCACCCUUCACUGCCUGUGGGAUCACAUCAAAGGUGAGCCAUGGCACUCAUAUUGCAUGUGGGAUGGAAGUUAUGACUCAGGGCUACUUGACUGUCCUUUUUGCUUUUACAUGGAAUUUGCGGAACCAAUUUCUUUGCUUAAGAAUGUAGCAUUUUACACUGAGUGAACAAAACAUUAGGAACACCGGCUCUUUCCAUGAGACUGACCAGGUGAAUCUAGGUGAAAGCUAUGAUCCCUUAUUGAUGUCACUUAUUAAAUCCGCUUCAAUCAGUGUAGAUAAAGGGGAGGAGAUGGGUGAAAUAUAGAUUUUUAAGCCUUGAGACAUGGAUUUUGUAUGUGUGCCAUUCAGAGGGUUGAAUGGGCACGACAAAAUAUUUAAGUGCCUUUGAACGGGGUAUGGUAGUAGGUGCCAGGUGCACCGGUUUGUGUCAAGAACUGCAACGCUGCUUGGUUUUUCAUGCUCAAGUUUCCCGUGUGUAUCAAGAAUGUCCACCACCCAAAGGACAUCCAGCCAACUUGACACAACUGUUGGAAGCAUUGGAGUCAACAUGGGACAGCAUCCCUGUGGAAUGCUUUCGACACCUUAUAGUCAUGCCCCAACGAAUUGAGGCUGUUCUGAGGGCAAAAGGGGUUGCAACUCAAUAUUAGGAAGGUGUUCUUAAUAUGUUGUACACUCAGUGACAUGAUCAUUUCCCCACCUAACUUAAAUAAUGUCAAUUUUCUUCCAGGAUGGAAAAUACAUUCUCUCUCUUCAAAUAGGAGAGAACGCAAUCACACUGGCCUGUCCUUCUGCUCUACCUGACCAAGUAAUACAACCCCUCCGACCUGCAGUAGAUUUCCUCCAUUAUGCAACUAAGGGCCCAACAAACUCAGUUUCCACAACCCUGCUGUCAAACCCUACUUCCAUAACCAUGUCUAACCCGGUGCCUCACCCAUUCUUCCCAUUCAAUCCCCAGCCCACAUUGCCCCCUGAUCAUCCUCACCAGCCUCCCAGCCCUGGUAGCCAUGUUACUUCUCGCUCAACUACAGGCCCCUCUGACCAUCCUCCCCUGGCCCCGCGUCUUCAGGCCUACCCAUUCUAUCAGUAUUACCACCUCCACACGAUGCCCCUCAGUGAGUCAUACCAGUCACCCCUCUCCUCUAGUCCCCCCUCUCAACUCCCAACUACAGGACCCUCAGGAGAUCCCACUGAGUCGAAGCCAUGCCACACUCCCACAACUCCUGUCCCAAGCCACCCCAACUACUAUGACCCCCAUGUUACUCAGUAUUCUUCCACUAUAGCUGGUCAUCCAGUUCACUCUGAAGCCCCCACUCUCCAAACCCCUGCGUAUACUCUCCACCCAUACUACCACAACUACCAUCACCCCAAAAUCCCUAUCCUUGAGCCACCUCAAGGGCCCAGUCCUGGUGCCAAGACGGGUACUUCCACCAAUGGUCCUCAGGUUGAACCACCUGCCCCUCACACCCCUAACCCAAUCUUCCCUGUGUUUCCACACUACUACCUCUACCACCCCAAAGUGCCUCCCUAUAACCCACCCCAACUCCCUCAGCCUGUUACCCCUGCCUCUCACUCCUCUACUCUCCCUGUUAGCAGUUCACAAACACUCCGUAUACUUCCUGCUUCUGAUAUGCCUCACCUUCCACCCUAUCCUCACUACUACACCCCACAAACACCUGGUGAAGUCAAGAGAUCCCAUCACCCUGAUGAUGACCCUUUUAUUCAUCUUCAAACUUUGAAACCUAACUCAUCUCCCACCUUAACAGAGCUCCCAUUCUACCAAUACACUCUUAAUUUUCCCUACAAGCCUACACCGAACCAGAAACAUAGAAAUGGUCUCCAGACCAACAAUCCCUCUAGACCCAUGGACGAACAUCCUCCAGUUGUCCCAUCUCCCCCUUUGUCUCCUCCUGAUCAAAGUGGAAAGUCACACCCUCAUGGUCACCUGAAAUGGCCUCCACAACAACAACCCUCCAAUUCACACACAGUUACUAGUUCCACAGUUCAGAGCCGGUCUACUAGUUCUACCUCUGUUGCCCAUGCUGCAACCCAACCUCUUCUCUUUCCAAACUUCCCCCCGUUGUACUACCCUCAUCUCAAAUCACCCAUCAGCAACCCUCAACAAGAACCAAACCCUGUUACUCUCCUUCCCACUGCUCUGCCUGCACCCUCGUCAACCCCUACUCCAGCAUCUACCCCUGGCCCUCCAGUUUACCCACACUACUACUAUCACCCCUACUAUUACUACUCAAUACCUUAUGAUCCAUACAGAUUACCCCAACCUGUCGAUCAUGCAUCUUCUGCCCCAUCUAAAGGAGCUCAGACUCCUCCAUCUCAGACCUCUGCUCCUCACACUAUGGAAACUUCUCACCAACCAGCCCUCCCAUAUGACUACGCCCAGGCCAAAAUGCCUAUCCAGAUUACUCCUCCUGCUACUAACAGUCUUCAAACCCCCACUCCAACCCCAGAAUCUACAACUCCUGAAAUCCCACCUUUUCCCUUUGACCCUUACUACUACUACUUCUACUACCAUCCUGGAAUGUCCAUCUACGACCAGGACCAAAGCUAUGAACCCAGUACACACGCCGAAAAGACAUCAGGAGCUCAAGCUCCCAUAGAUUCUGACCAUUAUAGAAGAGGCAGCUUUGCCCAUACUCAUGUGGAGAGUCCAACCCAUGCACCCCAUCCUACCACCAACCCCAUUCAUAACCCCUCACACCAUCAUAUCAUUCAUCCACAACCUUCAACCAUUCCUUCCCCUCAUCGUCCCCACACAGGGCCCACUGGAAAUAUGUCAGACACCUUGAUGAAAGGUAAGUCGUCAUCUUGAAUAUUUCUACUGUGUGAACUGCACCACUAUUGAAAGGCUAUUUGGUUGUCUAAUAUCAGUGCAUGCUCUAUAAAGAGCCACAUGAGGGCACUCCACCUCUACUAGGUGAUCCUGGGGACUGCUAUGUCAUUUGUUUCACUUCAGCAUCAAAUAUCCACAUUUCUUUGUAAGAAGUUCUUUAAAAAAGUGGAGGUUUGUCACACCAGUACCAUUUCCCUUUUCUCCAUACAGACCCUGGUUUCAAGGCAGAUACACACACACCCUGUGGCUUGUCCCACCAUGACUGUGCGGGCUUCUUAGGUUGCUGCUCUUACCCUGUGAAUGGUUAGUCUCUCGAUCUCAAGCUACUGGUCUUGUCGUUGCUAUGGAGAGGCCAUAACAGUUGGCUAUUUGGUGUUUCGCCGACAUCAAAACACUUCCCAGGGGAAUGUCUGAGAUGGGAGGAAUGGAAAUGGUCUUCCAGUGUGUCCAAGGCCAAUGGCACAUGCUUGGUAUUUUGGGAAUGUCAGUUUUCGAACUGCUCUGCUACUCUUUAGUUUCCACAAUGUGCUGAUUUGUGUCUUAGGUCCUCAGGGUGUGUGUGUCAUCCCUCAGAGUGUACAUCGGGGCGUCAAUUUGUCUUUGCGGUCCCUGGCUCUCUGGUGGACCCCACGGUCACCCCUCUGCCUGCGGACAGUCACGUGUCCUGCACCCCCCAGAGGAUCACCUCUGACCUGUACAGUGUGCCCCUGGAUGGCUGUGGAGUGCACAGAUACGUAAGUUACUGUAGACUUGCUACUCCACCUCCUUUAUAAAACUGUUCAACUCAUUAUCUGUGUAUGCUUAUUUUGUAUGAUAUAGUUUGAUGCUCCUUCUUUUGACCUGUUGCACAUGUCUGUUUGGUUAGGAGGCUGGUCAGGCCGUGGUCCACUUAUUGGAGUUCAACGCUCUACUUUCCACACAACAUGAACACAGCACCACAUUUGAAGACUCACCUGUCAGGUAAAGCCAUUACUACGAGAACAAAUGGUUCAAGUCCCUAGCAAAUGUAUUCCCAAAAGUUACCAUCUGACUGCAAAUGCUGUCAAACCAUGAUUAACAUGAUAUCCUUUAGUACAGAUGGGAUGAGAUUACAAGUCAGUGUAGAAUUAGUGUAACAUGAGCUUGUCUUGUGUGUAGGUUGAUGGUGGCGUGCAGGUCUUCUCCUGGUUCUCCAGGGAGGGUGAGGUACCAUGUGAUGAGCACCACCCCUACCCCCCCUGUCCCCACUCAGGGCUCAUUGGCUGUCCGUCUACGAAUCGCUACAGGUAGGACUGUAGAAGUAAUGAAAAAUUCAGGAGUAGCAGCAGUCAUAAUAGAGCUAUGUAGGACUCUGCGGAGUGAGUUUUAUCAUACUGUAUCUGUCAACUAACCACUUUAACAUCCCCAUGUUUACCUCUGCCUGUAGAUGAGCACUACAGCAGCUUCUACCCAGAGAAACAUCGACCAAUCAGUCUACUUCAGGGGCAACCUCUGCACCUGGAGGUGGGUCUGCUGAGCCCCCCAGACCUGGACCCUGGCCUGGUUCUCCUGGUGCACUACUGUCUGGCCUACUCAGACACACCACUGGCCCGCUGGCUGCUCAUCUAUGAUGGGUAGGUUGUUCCAACUAUAUAGUUUGUUUGUUUAUAUGCAACAGCAGAGAAAGCACUGCAUAGAUGCAUGAAUCUCUACACCACGUGAAUGAUGUGACAGUGAAAUUGCUGAUUAGAUUGAAAUAUGGAUAUUCUUUAGGUUUUUCCACAGCACCUGCUGCUCAGCUCCACUAAAUAACUGUCCCGUAUAGUGAACAGGCAGUUAUUUUGUCUGAACCUCCACGUUGUCUUCUCGUUUUUCAGCUGUCCCAGCCGUGGUGACUCCCAGGCCCCUCCCCCACCACCUGCCCAACCCCGUCACACCCGGAGGCUCACAAUCACCACCUUCCAGUCUUUACCCACAGGAAGUCCCUCCCACCUGGAGGACCAGGAGGUCAGUCUCAGCCAAUGGUGUCAUAUUAUAGACUCAGCAUUUGAUACAGUACUGUGUGGUCAGUGCAUUUGAAUGUGUUCUCCUGUCCUCAUCCACAACAGAUCUACUUCAUGUGCUCCACGGAGGUGUGCUCCCCAGCAGACGGGGACUGUAUUGAGGGCUGCUUCAGAGGUGAGUUGAAUUAACACUCCUACAAUGGUUUGGACAAUUUUGAACACAAGGUGGGAGUAUAAACCAUUAAUUUCUUGAAGUUACUCAAAUGUACUGUAUUAAUACUGUAGUGCUCAAAUGUACUUGUUUCUUACAGUAUUCAACAUGACACUCAAAUGUAUUUGCGGUCUUUGUUACAUUAACUGUUAUUCAUUUGUAGGACCAAAGCUGGACGACUGA